Messenger RNA from Ictalurus punctatus (channel catfish), 7426 nucleotides. It is a transcript of the gene dcc, whose product is annotated as DCC netrin 1 receptor. The transcript has 29 exons. Lineage: Eukaryota; Metazoa; Chordata; Actinopteri; Siluriformes; Ictaluridae. Gene Ontology annotation, molecular function: protein binding. Bases 496 to 4770 code for a protein of 1424 amino acids. Gene Ontology annotation, biological process: cell-cell adhesion. Gene Ontology annotation, cellular component: membrane. The record is from RefSeq and is a predicted model, not a curated record.
GCUGCGCGCGCACCGGACCGGCGGCGCCUCCACAGCUGCCCGUAACAAGUGAAACGCUGCUCGCUCGCUCGCUCUCUCUCUCUCUCUCUCUCUCUCUCUCUCUCUCUCUCUCUCUCUGCAUCUCCUCCGCCUUUCUGCGCUCUGGAGUCUGGAUGUGCGAUGGAGAAUCGACGCGUAUAACCGGAUUCCUGUUGGAGAGCACGAGUCAUCUUAUUUUUUCCCUCCUUCUCUCUCUCUCUCUCUCUCUCUCUCUCUGUCUCACUCUCUAUCUCUUGGACUUGCACUGUGGCUUUCUUUAAAAAACAAUUUCUUUUUUUGUGUGUGUGUGUCUCCUUUUUUUCGCCCGGAGUUUAUGAAUUGAAGUUGGCGGCGUGAUUUCGGCGUGUCACCGGGCUCCACGGGGGGGAAGAGCCGCGUGCGCUUCUUUUUUUCUUUUUUUUUUCUUUUUUCUUUUUCUUUUUUUUUUUUGCGCCUUUGACUGUUUCUGCGCACACCAUGGCGCGCGCCAGUGGAUACGAGCGCGCGAGAAGGGCUCUGGCUGGUGCAGUUUGGAUGGCUUUGAUCUGCGUCGUCUCUAGAACGCAGGGUUCUCAGACUCUACGUAGUUUCAUAGAGCUGCGUUUCGUGUUGGAGCCGCAGGACGUGGUAACAAUACGAGGUGGUGUGCUACAGCUGGACUGCCAGGCGCGAUCUGACCGUGGUCUUCCCUCCAUCUCGUGGAAGAAGGAUGGCGUGCUGCUGAGCUCGGUGGUGGACGAGCGGAGGCAGCAGCUGGGCAAUGGAUCACUUUUAGUGCAGAAUGUGGUGCACUCGCGCCAUCACCGACCCGAUGAGGGAGCCUACCAGUGUUUGGCCACUCUGGAGGGGGUGGGGGCCAUCGUCAGCCGUACAGCCAAGGUUACCGUUGCUGGUCCUUUACGUGUGGUGGUCCCCACCGAGUCGGUCUCAUCCUACAUGGGCGACACGGCGUUGCUGCGCUGCGAGGUGACAGGCGAGCCCAUGCCUGUAGUGCGCUGGCAAAAGAACCGUGACGAGCUGCCCUUGACCUUUGACCCCGAGAGCAGGGUGGUGGUGUUGCCCUCCGGCUCGCUGCAGGUCAGCAAGGUGCAGCCGCCUGACGCUGCCACCUACCGCUGCCUGGCCGAGAACCCGGGGAGCGCUCGCACAGGCACGGACGCUGACCUGAGGGUAUUACCGGAGCCUGGAGUAGUGAGGAAUCUGGUCUUCCUCCAGAGACCCGUGAAGGUCACGGCUCUACAGGGCAGAGACGCCGUGCUGGAAUGUUCCGCCUCCGGCUACCCGACCCCCUCCUUCUACUGGAUGAGAGGCAGUGAGAUUAUCCAAAUCAGGUCGAGGAAGUACUCGCUGCUCGGCGGCAGCAACCUGCUAAUCAGCAGCGUCACGGACGACGACUCGGGCGUGUACAGCUGCGUAGCGUAUAACAAAAACGAGAACAUCACUUCUUCCUGUGAGCUCUCCGUGCUAGUGCCACCCCAGUUCUUGAACUACCCGUCCAACACGUACGCAUACGAGAGCUCGGACAUCGAGAUGGAGUGUGCGGUGACGGGGAACCCUCAGCCCACCGUGCGCUGGAUGAAGAACGGAGAGGCAGUCAUCCCCAGCGACUACUUCCAGAUCGUGGAUGGUGGGAACCUUCAGAUUUUGGGCCUGGUGCGUUCAGAUGAAGGAUUCUACCAGUGUGUGGCAGAGAACGAGGCAGGCAACAACCUGGCAAUGGCCCAACUUAUACUCCUCGAGCUUGUUGUCCCGAGUUCAGGCGUCCUCCCCUCCUUCCCCCGGGAUGUGACCCCUGUGCUUGUGUCCAGCCGCUUUGUGCGCCUCUCAUGGCGCCCCCCAGUGGAGACACGUGGUACCAUCAUCACCUACGGCGUCUUCUACACGCAGGAGGGCAUCAACAGAGAGCGGUCGGUGAACGCGACAGAACCGGAGAGUCUCCAGUUGACGGUGAACAAUCUGAAGCCCGAGGCGGUUUAUAUCUUCAGGGUGGUGGCAUACAACGAGCUGGGGCCAGGAGAGAGCUCUGAGCAAAUCCGGCUCUCCACACAACCUGAACUGCAGGUCCCUGGUCCUGUGGAGAACCUCCAAGCCGAGGCCAUGUCCCCGACCUCCAUCCAGGCCUCAUGGGAUCCUCCGGCAUACGCCAAUGGCCCCAUCCAAGGCUACCGGCUCCUCUGGACCGAAACCUCCAGUGGCAAAGAGCAGAGCAUAGAGGUGCUUGGGCAAAGCUACAAAAUGGAAGGAUUGAAGAAGUUUACAGAAUAUUCUUUACGUGUCCUGGCACUGAACCGCCACGGCCCGGGCAUCUCCACAGACGAUAUGUUCAUCACGACCUUCUCUGAUGUUCCGAGCGCCCCUCCCCAGAACAUCUCUCUAGAAGUGAUCUACUCGCGGAGUAUUAAAGUGAGCUGGCAGCCCCCUCCGGCCAACGCGCAGAACGGCUUCGUCACAGGCUACAAGAUCCGCUACCGUAAAACGGGCCGGCGAGGAGAGCAGGAGGCCAUCGAACCCAACAACCUGUGGUAUCUGUUCACAGGGCUGGAAAAAGGCAGUCAGUACAGCUUUCAAGUGGCGGCCAUGACGGUCAAUGGUACAGGCCCUAACUGCGAAUGGUACACUGCUGAAACGCCAGAAAACGACCUUGAUGAGACACAGGUUCCGAACCAGCCAAGCUCGCUGCACGUCCGUCCCCUUCCCAACAGCAUCAUCAUGAGCUGGACACCCCCACUGAACCCCAACAUAUUGGUGAGGGGUUACAUCAUUGGCUAUGGCGUGGGGAGUCCCUAUGCUGACACAGUGCGAGUGGACAGCAAGCAGCGCUACUACUCCAUUGAAAACUUAGAGCCCAGCUCCCAUUACGUGAUCUCGCUAAAGGCCUUCAAUAAUGCAGGAGAAGGUGUGCCGCUGUAUGAGAGCGCUGUCACCAGAUCCAUGUCAGAUACGUCCACUCCCAUGAUCCCCCCUGUAGGCGUGCAGGCUGUGGCUCUCUCCUCGGACUCGGUCAGGGUGAGCUGGGCCGAUAACUCCAUGAGCAAAAACCAGAAGAGCAGCGAAACGCGCUAUUACUCCGUCAAAUGGAGGGGCAGUCACUCCAGCAGCAGCAAGUACAAGUCUGCAGACACCACCGGACUGAGUCACACGGUAACAGGUCUGAAGCCAAACACCAUGUACGAGUUUGCCGUCAUGGUGACGAAAGGCCGCAAGUCGAGCACGUGGAGCAUGACGGCACACGCCACCACGUAUGAAGCAGCGCCGAGCUCCGCCCCGAAGGACCUGACGGUGAUCGGUCGAGAGGGUCGUCCCAGAUCGAUUCUCAUCAGCUGGCAGCCGCCGCUCGAAGCUAACGGCAAGAUCACAGGUUAUAUCGUGUACUACACGUUGGAUAAGAACAUGGCCAUCGAUGACUGGGUGAUGGAGCCCAUUAGUGGAGACAGGCUCACCCACCAAGUCAUGGAUCUGAAUCUCGACACCGUCUACUAUUUCCGCAUCCAGGCCAAAAACGCCAAGGGGGUGGGGCCUCUCUCUGAGCCCGUCCAAUACAAGACGUCCAAAGUCGAACAUCCGGACAAGAUGGCCAACGACCAAGGUCGUCAUGGAGACAGUAGCUACUGGCCUUCGGACAAUAAUCUGAUUGACAGGAGCAGCCUGAAUGAGCCACCCAUCGGUCAGAUGCGGCCGCCGCACGGCAGCGUGACUCCUCAGAAGAACAGCAACCUGCUGGUGAUCAUCGUGGUGUCCGUGGGCGCCGUCACCGUUGUCGUCGUAGUCAUCGUGGCUCUCAUUUGCACACGCCGAUCCUCUGCACAACAAAGGAAAAAGCGUGCCACGCACAGUGCUGGGAAAAGGAAAGGAAGUCAGAAAGACCUGCGACCUCCUGACCUGUGGAUCCACCAUGAGGAGAUGGAGCUGAAGAACAUCGAGAAACCAUCCAGCUCCGCCCCGUCCGGCCGAGAAUCCCCGAUCCAGAGCUGCCAAGAGAUCGCCCCUGUCAGCCACAGCCAAUCAGAGAGCCAGAUGGGCAGCAAGAGUAGCCACUCAGGUGGUGAUGCAGAUGAAGCGUCCAGCAGCAUAUCCACUCUAGACCGCUCCCUGGCUACACGGAGAGCGACUCGCUCGAAGAUGAUGAUCCCGAUGGAGUCUCAGCCCAGCAAUACACCGGUGGUCAGCGCCAUCCCGGUUCCAACACUGGAGAGCAGUCAGUACCCGGGCAUCCUGCCUUCUCCGACAUGUGGCUACACCCCUCACUCGAAAUUCACCCUCAGGCCGAUGCCCUUUUCCACGCUCACUGUGGACCGAGGCUACGCCGCAGCCAUAACCACAGAGACCCCCCAGCCUCAGGCGUCUCUGAUCCCCACCGUUCAGCCCGAAGCGUCGGGAGCAGAGGAGCUCCCGAGCCGCUCCAUUCCCACAGCGUGUGUCAGACCCACACACCCCCUGCGUAGCUUCACCAACCCUCUCCUGCCCCCACCCAUGGGCACCAUCGAGCCCAAAAUCUACACUCCCAUGAUGCCACAGCCAGGUGGCAGUCUCCCUAAACCCCAAGUCAAGACAGCUUCGUUAGGACAGGCUGGGAAAGCCAGAUCACCGCUACUUCCUGUCUCCGUUCCGACAGCACCCGAAACCGCAGAGGAAGGGCAGAAACCAGCAGAAGACCCCGCAAGUGUAUAUGAGCAGGACGACCUGAGCGAACAGAUGGCCAGUCUAGAGGGACUGAUGAAGCAGCUGAACGCCAUCACCGGCUCGGCAUUUUAACGUCGGGGACGCAUCGGCGGGAGCUGUGAUCUAGCGGCGGGACGGCACGCCAUGAACCGGGCCACCCACCUGUGACUUUUCAGACUCUCUGGUGUCCCGUAUCCCUCUGCUCUGGCCUUUAUUCCACUCAUGCGUUCAUCGGCGAAAAACCCUGCGAUGAAACAACAACAAAAAAUCAUAAUAAAAAGAAGGGAAAUCAAUCAAUCAAUCAAUCAAUCAAUCAAUCAAUCACACGCAAGACUCGUAGAAAGAUGUUUUUAAAGACGGAGCUCCGUUUAGAGCCGGGCCACCUCGAGAGGAUUCCUUCACCAACGUUUUCCGUCUUUCCUUUGGUCGUUUCCCCUCGCGUUUGCAGCUUUGGCGAAUAUAAAUAUCACGGAGAAGACCGGGUUCCGAAAAUGACACGCCGUUUUCCUCAGGUCCAUCUCUCUGCUGCGCCGUCGCUCCAUCUUUCCAAAAAAAAAACAAACAAACAAAAAACUCUGCUACGCUUUUUUCCGGAUCAUGACUUAUUAAACACGGCUUCGUGACGAAAAAAAAAAAAAAACAAGUCCACGCUGCCGGGAUCGGGGAAAUAAACAAACGAUCCGUCUGGUCGCAGAUAUACCUCCGCUUCCUGACCAGUAGUUUGACCUACUAUGACUGUGUUAUAAUGCACACGCUUAUAUACGCGCAUCAUACCCUGUAUUACAUCGCUUCCGUUUCGUUCAGACGCACGACGGAGACUAUGAGCGGUCCGACACGGCGAGACACUACUGUACAGCGGCCGUGUUUUUGUUCCCGUCCGAGCCGGACGGAGAGGUGAGACGUCGCAGCUGGAAAGCUGUGAGAGAAACGAACACCGCGAAUUUCACUUCCUCCCAGGCUGUUAUUUUACAGCUUUCCAGGUCCUCACCGCGAGGCGCGAUGGCGGUCUCGUCAAUGAAAGACCCUGUCACAUAAAACGGUGUCAACAGCAAAAUAUACUGCUGCGUCAACACGUACCAUGUUUUACUUUCCUGUUCCUUUCCCCCCAUUUGUGCUCUGUCAAAUCUUGUUGUUGUUGUUGUUUUUUUUUUAUACAUGAGUGGGAGACUCGUGUAUAUUUGGAUGUGCCUCUAUUUUUCCCCCCUUUAUUUAUUGAUGCUGUCUGUAAGCAUCAGUGCAUAUAUUUUUUCAAAUGAUUUUUAUUUUACUUGUGUUUUAAUUUAGAAUUGCACUUGCGCAAACCUGCCAGAUAGAAAAUAAUCAUUUUGCGGGGCAAAAAUAUGGGGAAAAAAUAAUAAUGAUAAUAUGGAGGAGGAAGAAGAAGAAGAAGAAGAAGAAGAAGAAGAAGAAGAAGGAGGAGUGCCCAUGUCCUGUCAUUCCUUACGCCCAGAACAAGGCAUGGCGCCUACAUCGGAUAUUUUUCUUGUAUGCUGUACAUGUGUAAACUUUACUAUGGACAAAAUCAUGAACACUGUAGCAAGACAAGAAAAUAUGCUGGGGGGGUUUUUUUGUAUUGUACAGUACCAUAGAGCAAUUGAAGGGAGAUCAUUAGUUAGGUGGUUUUAGGGUUUUUUGGGGGUUUUUUCAAGGGUGGGAGAACAAGGGAGGUGGGGUGGUAUUAGGGUGGGAGGAAGUGCAGAUGGGGGGGGUUUAAACCAGGAAAUUUAAUAUAUUGUUUAGAGUGUUCCGCAGUAACUUCUCAUCGAGACGGUGCGUCCGUUUUCGAAAUGAUUUCUCCAGAUCAAAUGAACAAAAACGGGACGUCGGAAAAAGGACCGCCUACCGAAUCCGACACGAGGAAGUGCGUACAACGUGAGAGAACUGGAUUUUUUUCGUGGUUAGCGAUCCCCAAACGAAGGAGCAGAGUCGGCUCAAUCUAUUUUUAGUAUAUUUUCCCAAAUUAGUUUUAGUCCGGACUUGAUUUCCAGUAUAAAUUCGCUUCCAAUAGGUGUUUAUCCAUUCCAGUUUAGUCAUCAGGUUGCCAUUACGGGAAAAAAUAAAAAAAAAUAAAAAACGUUUGUUGUUUGCAAACUGGAUUGUUUUAUUAAGCUAGUUAUCAGAUUUAACGUUUAAUUCCCUCAAUUUGGACAUUUUGAUUAAUAAAAGUGACCUCGCUGAAAUACUACGGUGAUUCUAACAUUUCUAACCAAACCCCAAUACUGUGACAAACUUUUUAUAUAACAAAGCAAAAUCGAUAUCCUAUACGUAUUUUUCCAUCCUUCCUAAAUUGUCCGAUUUUAGCAUUGUUAACCAAACUAGAGUAGACAUUGAAAGGUACGAGUGUACAUUUUGUUGCCGUUUGAACGAGGGGAGAACGUUACACACCUUCUAGAGUGUGAAACACGCCCCCCUUUGCCCAUUUCUACCCACAACGUUGUAUACAAUUGCUGGUUUUGUAAUGCACUGUAGAACAGUCUAAUGGUCCUUUUUUAUAUAGACACGUUAUUUCAAUUGUGCAUUCUUUUGGUUUGAUAAAUAAAGUUUUUGAUAAAAAAAAAAAAGGAAAAAAAAUAAGGAAAACAAGCAUCACUUCCUUUCAUUGGUGUUUGAUUUAUCUCCGUCUGGAACCCUUCUGUCAUUCAUUAUGUACUGCUUUGUAUAGAUUACUAUACAGCUAAAAACUCAUCAUCGUGACCUGCUGUUACAUUAAUAAUCAAAUAGGCUAUGGGUCUCAAACUUCCAUCUAUUU